GGCCGCGGGGCCCGCCCUGCCCGUGUCCCGCUUCUUUCCCCUUCCCUUCCCCAGCCCAGCCCGGCCCGGCCCGGCCAAGAACCGCCGCGAGCUCCGGUCCCGCCGCCGCCAUGUCGGGCCCGGGCGGGGGCGCCGCGCUGGCGCUGCUGCUGCUGCUGGGGCUGCCCGGGCUGCCGCAGGCCCGGCCCCGCUACCAGCCCACCUGGGGCUCGCUGGACGCCCGGCCGCUGCCCGCCUGGUUUGACGAGGCGAAGUUCGGCGUCUUCAUCCACUGGGGCGUGUUCUCGGUGCCAAGCUUCGGCAGCGAGUGGUUCUGGUGGUACUGGCAGAAGGAAAAGAGAGAGCCCUAUGUGAAAUUUAUGGAUGCAAAUUACCCACCUGGCUUCAGCUAUGAAGAUUUUGGUCCUCUGUUUACAGCAGAAUUCUUUGAUCCCAACCAGUGGGCAGAUAUUCUGAAGGCUUCAGGUGCAAAAUACGUUGUCUUAACUUCAAAACAUCAUGAGGGCUUUACUUUGUGGGGAUCCAAAUAUUCUUGGAACUGGAAUGCUGUUGACGUGGGACCAAAGCGAGAUCUUGUUGCUGAACUAGCAACAUCUGUUAGAAACAGGACUGACUUGCAUUUUGGGUUAUACCAUUCCCUGUUUGAAUGGUUCAAUCCUCUCUUCCUUGAGGAUGCCACCAAUGCCUUUAACACAAGCAAGUUUCCCACCAGCAAAUCAUUACCAGAACUCUAUGAACUUGUGACCAAGUACCAGCCAGAAAUAAUUUGGUCUGAUGGGGAUGGAAAUGCUCCAGAUACUUACUGGAACAGCACUGGUUUCUUGGCUUGGCUGUAUAAUGACAGCCCGGUGCGGGACACAGUGGUGACCAAUGACCGCUGGGGCGCGGGCAGCAUCUGUGCCCAUGGCGGCUUCUACACGUGCAGCGACCGCUACAACCCCGGGCGCCUCCUGCCCCGCAAGUGGGAGAACUGCAUGACCAUCGACCGCGGCUCCUGGGGCUACCGCCGGGACGCGCGGCUGCGGGAUUAUCUCCCCAUCGAGGACUUGGUUAAGCAACUUGCAGAAACAGUGUCUUGUGGAGGAAACCUCCUGAUGAAUAUCGGGCCCACCCACGACGGUCGCAUCGCUGCUGUGUUUGAGGAGCGCCUGAGGCAGGUGGGCUCUUGGCUGGGGGUCAACGGAGAGGCCAUCUAUGGAACAAAGCCAUGGAGAGCACAGAACGACACUGUCACACCUGGAGUCUGGUACACUUUCACCCCUAAAGAAGGGAAAGUCAAUGCUAUUUUCCUUAACUGGCCAGUCUCUGGGAUUCUGGAACUUGGUGAGCCACGGGCUAAGCCUGGAAAAACACAGGUGAAGCUGGCUGGAUACAGGGAACUGCUGAAAUGGGUUGCCCUGGGAGAAAAGGGAAUGGUUAUUGCUCUACCUCAAUUGACUCCUCAGCAAAUGCCAUGUCAGUGGGGCUGGACCUUACAACUGACUGAUGUAGACUGAGCCAUACUCUGCUGGAGCCCUGGCUAGCAGGGAGUGCUGAUGCUUUGCUCUUUCUUAUCACUGGUUUUAAACUUGAUUGACUGAGAGAGACCAAUAAAUUCACUUUUUCUAUGAGAGGUGGGCUGUUAUGAAAGGAUGGAAUGGAACAAACCUCAUGAAGUCUAGCACUAAAUAAUUGAUCCUCUGCACACAGUUUCUCUGAACUUGUGUGAAAUAUUGAGCAGCUACCUCUACACUUGGUUUAGUCAGUUUCUGGCCAAGAUACAUGAAGAAUGAGGUGGGGGAAACAGGCACUAGACUUUCAGAGACAAAAGAAGGAAUAAAGCUCAAGCUGGUGUUCAAAUGCACAUAACUCAGUUGUACACCCUCUUUAAUGCAAGAAAUUUACCUUCCACAAAAGUGCACAGUAAAAUCUGACAGUUUUAGAGAAAAAAUAUUCUUUUUCCAGGUGUGUUUAGCUAGUAGUAGCUGGCAGUUUCAGCUGAAUAGGGUAAUGUCUGCAAGAACAGGUCUGUAAAGGUUAGAAAUUAAUCAUAAAUGCAUACAGGUAAUGCAUAUGUACAUCAUAAUUUCUCAGCAUGGAAGUCAUUAAUUUUACAUGUUCCUAUUCUUGAGUAACUCCAUCCAUUAUUGGGACACAGGUGAACUGGGAGAGGGUUGGGUUUUUGAUAUUUUGUAUGAUUUUACAUGGGUAAAACUUGUCUCUUGUUUACACCCUUUGUUUAUACACAGUUACCAGGGUGCCUUCUGUGGACUAUUAAACAAAAUAUAUACUUCAGUGACUAACUCUUGAAAUAGAGAAAUAAUCAGGAGUUGCUAAGGAUCGUGAACUCUGGCAAAGAGACAACAUUUUAAGCAGAGAGUAGACUGCAUCCAACUUGAAAAAUUUCCAAACUCAUCAUGUGUCAUGAUUUGUAGGGAUAGACAUACAAGGUGAAACUUGCAAAGAGGAGGAGAUAAAGGACAACAAAAAGCAUGAAUUAUUUCUGUUUCAAUGUAGAGACUGA
Messenger RNA from Zonotrichia leucophrys gambelii, 2503 nucleotides. RefSeq names its product alpha-L-fucosidase 2 (gene FUCA2). Gene Ontology annotation, molecular function: alpha-L-fucosidase activity. The record is from RefSeq and is a predicted model, not a curated record. Bases 111 to 1496 code for a protein of 461 amino acids. The transcript is spliced from 7 exons. Gene Ontology annotation, cellular component: lysosome. Lineage: Eukaryota; Metazoa; Chordata; Aves; Passeriformes; Passerellidae. Gene Ontology annotation, biological process: glycoside catabolic process; fucose metabolic process.